GCCGGGAGCAGGUGGGGCUCGCGGAAGCAGGGCGUUUAGUCCAGAGGCCCCGAGUUGGCCGAGAGUUGUGCUCGGAAGAGGCCGCAAGUUACAUCUUUGGAAAAGUAAACUCUCAGACCUGGGGAUGGCAGGCGGGACCAGCUCCUCUCUUGAGGUCUAGAGGAGACCCCCUGGGAUGGUCCCUGGAAUUUCUUCACAUGGCUCCUGAAGAAGUGACCGUCACAGUUCGCCUCAUCCGUUCUUUUGAACAUCGGAAUUUCAAACCUGUAGUGUAUCGUGGAGUGAAUUUGGACCAAACUGUAAAGGAAUUUAUAGUAUUUCUAAAGCAAGAUGUCCCCUUAAGGACCAGUCUGCCACCACCAUUCAGAAAUUAUAAAUAUGAUACACUGAAGAUUAUUCAUCAAGCCCAUAAAUCAAAGACAAAUGAACUUGUGUUGAGUUUGGAGGAUGAUGACAGACUCCUGCUGAAAGAAGGCAGCACUCUGAAAGCAGCUGGAAUCGCCAGUGAAACCGAAAUUGCAUUUUUCUGUGAAGAAGAUUAUAAGAACUACAAAGCUAAUCCCAUUUCAUCCUGGUGAAAACAUCUUGGGGGCUUCCUUUUUGCAUACCUGUAUUAAGCUCUUAUUCCACUGCUGAGUUUUGAAAUUGACAAACAAAUCUUAAAAAAUUAAUCCCAGGCUCUACUCUCUGAGCUAAAAUCUGUGAUUUCUUUCUCUCUAGGUCUUUCUUUGCUUCUCUCUUUCUUGUUGUAAAAUGAUAUGAGAAAAACAUUAGAUUUUCUGAAAGUGAAAUAAAUUGUUAUUAAAAAUUA
Saimiri boliviensis boliviensis (Bolivian squirrel monkey) is the source of this 811-nucleotide messenger RNA. It is a transcript of the gene C5H2orf76, whose product is annotated as chromosome 5 C2orf76 homolog. The record is from RefSeq and is a predicted model, not a curated record. NCBI's taxonomy places the organism in Eukaryota, Metazoa, Chordata, Mammalia, Primates, Cebidae.